Molecule: messenger RNA, 4493 nt
Organism: Equus caballus (horse)
Lineage: Eukaryota; Metazoa; Chordata; Mammalia; Perissodactyla; Equidae
Gene: ZNF185
Product: zinc finger protein 185 with LIM domain
Source: RefSeq, a predicted model, not a curated record
CUCGCCGCCCUGCGCGCUCCCCGCCGCGCCCCGCGCCCCGCGCCCGCCGCCCCGGCCCAGCCCGGCCGGGCGCUGCCUACCCGGGGGAGCCCGAGCUCCGCGCCCGCCCACUGGACCCUCCGCCCGCCCCACGAGCCGGGCACCUGUGCCAGGAGCCCUGUUGAAUCAACUGAGAAAGGACCUGCAGAGCAAACGCCAUGAGCAUCUCAGCUCUCGGAGGCAGCACCAAAGGGAAGCCUCUCCCACCGGGUGAAGAGGAACGCAAUAACGUCCUCAAGCAGAUGAAGGUGCGAACCACACUGAAGGGGGACAAGAGCUGGAUCACCAAGCAGGAUGAAUCGGAGGGCUGCACACUCGAGCUGCCCUCUGGCCGGAGCCGUGCCACAUCUUUGUCAUCAGCUGCCAGGCCUCCAAGCACAAGGGCUCCCACUGGCUAUAUCAUCCGGGGAGUGUUCACCAAGCCCAUAGACAGCUCGUCCCAGCCCCGGCAGCACUUCCCCAAGGCCAAUGGAGCUCCGAAAAGCGCUGCCGGUCUGGUGAGAGCAGCUCCCGCUGGGCCUCCCUGUCCCUCCUCCUCCGGCUACAAGAUGACCACUGAGGAUUACAAGAAGCUGGCGCCCUACAACAUCAGGCGCAGCUCAGCAUCAGGGGCCGCUGAAGAGGAGGAGAUGCCCUUCUCUUCUGACGAGCAGAAACGGAGGUCAGAGGCUGCAAGCAGUGUGGUGAGGAAGACAGCUUCCCGGGAGCACUCGUACGUCCUGUCAGCGGCCAAGAAGAGCCCCAGCAGCCCUGCCCAGGAGACGCAGGCCCCGUUCAUUGCGAAGAGGGUUGAGGUGGUGGAUGAGGACGGGCCUUCUGAGAAGAGCCAAGACCCACCUGCUCUGGCAAGAUCCACCCCUGGAUUGAGCAGGUCUUGCCCGGGCUCCAAAGACAAGGAGGUCCCCAGCCCCAGAGAACCCAACAGAGAAUUGGCUAGUGAAGAGGCCUUCAAGGUCCCUGAUCCGGACUCUGAAAGGUCAAGUGCACAGUCAAGUGAUGGAAAUGUGAGAUCUGGAGCCUUGGGCUCCCCACUUGAAGGCUUGGCUGGAGCAGAUAUCAGCUCUGAGAGAGGAGGCUCCUCCAGAGCAGGCAUAAAGGUCCACUCGCAGCUGGAGGCCCAGCCCUCACCUGAUUGGGCACCAAGCAGGCUGUGCUCAGCUGCUGGCUUCACCCCUCUCCUGGAUGAUCAGGGUAUGCAUGGUGCCAACGCUCAGCCUUGCAAGCCUGGACCAGCAGCCACCAGCUCCAGUACUACUCUGGCCUCUGCUGUCCUGGCUGACAGGAAGAGUGACAGCCCAGCAGACCUGGAGGACGUGAAGGCAGACCUGAAGGGCGCCUUGGCUGGUUCUGAGGAGAAGAAUGUGGCUGCCAAGGUGGGAGAGGCCUGGCAGGAGAGGCCCGGAACCCCGAGAGGUGACGAGGGAGACCCAGCUGCACCCACCCAGCAGCCUGCAGACCCCAGCACCUCAGAGCUGACGAGCAACCCCAGAAGACCUGAGCCAUUCAUGGAACUGGACAGCCAGCGCAGCAGCGCCUUGGCUGGUUCUGAGGAGAAGAAUGUGGCUGCCAAGGUGGGAGAGGCCUGGCAGGAGAGGCCCGGAACCCCGAGAGGUGACGAGGGAGACCCAGCUGCACCCACCCAGCAACCUGCAGACCCCAGCACCUCAAAACGGCAGAGCAGCCCCAGACCUGAGCCAUUCAUGGACCUGGACAGCCAGGGCAGCAGGGUGAGAAACCCCUCAAGCUGUGCGGUCACUGUCACCAUCACUGCUGCUGCUGAGCAGCCUCAUGUUUACAUCCCAGCCUCCCCAAGUGAACCAGACUCCAGCUCAUCGAGCAAAGGGAUUCUCUUCGUGAAGGAGUACAUGAAUGCUAGUGAGGUAUCUUCGGCGAAGCCAGUGUCCCCACGCAGCAUCAGGAGCGUUGAGGACUCAUUCAACAUGGAGAAGAAAUCCCCAUGUGACAGCACCCCUUACUCUGAGAGAACAACUGGAGGGAUCUGUACUUACUGCAGCCGGGAGAUCCGAGAUUGCCCAAAGAUUACCCUAGAACAUCUUGGCAUCUGCUGCCAUGACUAUUGCUUUAAGUGUGGGAUUUGCGGUAAACCAAUGGGUGAGCUCCUGGAUCAGAUCUUCAUUCACCGUGACACCAUCCACUGUGAGAAAUGCUAUGAGAAGCUCUUCUAGGCUGAGAAGAAGCUGAUGACUCCUGGACAAAUUUGGCUGUCCGCAGUUGCCCCGAGUUCCCUCACUUCCUCCCUCCCCAUUUGAUUUCUUCAUGCUUUUGCCUUUCUCAAGUUGAACCUUCUUACAUCCAGUAGUGUAUCUUAAUGAUGCUAUGAUCACUACUUGUGUGUGUAACUUUUUAUAGCUUAGAAAUCACAUCACAUCCAAUGAUCUCAUUUCAGGCUCAAGCAGAGAGGAUUGAACAAGGAUUCCAUCUUGGCCUAAGACAGGUCAGCCUCCUUGUAUGAUAGGCAUGGACAAGAGCAUGGGGUUCAUUAUGUCCUGACUCUUGGGACAGAGAGCACAUCCCAUUCUGGUUCACCACUGUGAGUGUACCUUUGGGACUUGAGAGCAGAAGGAGACCCCCUGAAGCUUCUGAGGGGCCAGGUUGAAGACUGUUGACCAUCCCUGGUGGGUAAAUUGCAGACACUGAGUGCUAGGGAUUGGCAUAGGCUAAUGUUUGGCUUGCCCGUUUGCCGUAUAUAUUUUUUAAACUUUUCAUACACUUUUAAAAGUAGGUAGUUACUUUUGAUUGAGUUCUAUAGCAGAUUUUAGUUUUACCUCUUUCUACUCACCUUUCUCUAUAGCUGAGUUUUGUCCCACAGGCAUGUGGGGAUGUAUUAGAAAGUUUACACAAUUAGGUUUAAAUUCUAUAGGAUGUGAUUCUUGGGGGGCUACUGACCAAAGGGACAUCUGUGUCUGAAUCUUGAUAGGUCAUCAAUACCUUUGCCCUCAAUUCCCAAUCCCUAAUCUUUAUGCAGAAAUCCUCUAAAGUAGGUUUUAGGGUAUAUAGGCUCUAGCAGGAUUAAGAAGGGUGAAAAGCAGCCGACAUUUCUUGAGGCCUUGCUACAUACCAAGCAUUAUCACAAAGUCAUGACAUUGAUCCCCAUACUAAUCUUGUGCAGAGGGCAUUCUCAUCCCCAAUUUACAGAUGAGGAUAUUGAGGCUCAGAGAGAUGGUCAUUGCAUUGUGCAGAACCAUUGCUGUCUCUCUCCACUAACAGUAACCACAACGGUGAGCAUCGAUUCAGUGCUAAGUAUGUGUCAAACACUGUGUGGAGGUUACCUAAUCCUACACCAGGUAAAACUGCCCCCCUCAGGCCUCCUCUGAGGCACAGUCUUACAAAGAGGGGGAGGUGUGAAAUCACUUCUCCUGUGGGCAUCCUGGGUCCCCCUGUGAAGUACCACAGAGACCAAACUGUCCCCCUUCUCUCUCCUCCCCUUUCCACGAAAACACUUCUGAACUGAGAUGGUCUCAGCUGGGAAGAGAUUUGACUCACAGACCUUCCCAAGAGGAGCUUGUCAACCCAGGGAAAGCUCUAGUGGGCUAGCCAAUCUGAGCACAGGGCCUUCAGUGACCUCGUAUAUUCCAGUCCAGAGCCUGUCCCAAACUAGCAGCAACUGCUGGGGCCCCAGGUCCUCAGAAUCUGGAAACCUGUCACCAGCUGGACAGAUGCAGGCCCAUCCGUGCAAUUAGGUGAUUCUCUGCUUGGCUUCACCUGGGCUUCUCUACCUUUGGCACCAGCAUCACUGUGUAAGCUCCCCAAGAGGAGGAAUAACCUGAGGGUUUUUCUGAUGAAAAAUGAAGGCCUCUUCUCUUGAUUUAAUUAGAAAAUGUCUCUCCAUCUCUCUCCAGUUUCUGAGCCCUGUGCACAUUGGCUGGUAGACUGGUUCUUCCUGUCAAAUGAUCAGAGAGGAUCCAUUUAUUUGCAAAGAGAUGCAUCAGAUUUGCUCUGGACGGGGAAAGUGGUACAAUAUGACAUGUGCUGACACUAAAUAUGACUGGUCUUCCUCAAGUCUAGCCCUCAGCAUGAGCCUUGGCACAUGGUAGGCACUGACACGUAGGGGCUGAAUGAAUGAGUGAAAGGGAAAAAAAGGUCGCUCUUUGGGUGGGAGGUGCCAUCCCUGAGUCUUGGUGCUACAGACCCGGCUGAUGGAGUUCAGGAUGAAAAGGUCCAAGAUAGGCUGGCUUCCCUACCUUCAAGAUACACUCUGCUUUUAAGGUAGUUUUAGAACCAAUAUGCAAGAUAGUGACAGAAAGCUUGUGAAAUCAGUAUUGAUUUCAAUCCAAAACAGCCUCUCUCAUGGCUAAAAAGGCACAGAAUUCUGCAGACUUAAGGAAGAGGGGUGGUUGCAUUACACUUUUGCUUUUUAAUUGCCUAGUGUUUUUAAUCAUACUUGCUUAACCCACAUUAAUGUACACAAUUAUAAUAAAUGUUAAGAUAUUACA